CAUGGGGCCUUUUGACAUGUUCCUCGUGGCGGCGCCUGCUCCGUUCUUUGAGCUGAGGCUGAAUAGAGCAUCACUCAUCGAAGACACUUUCCAUCAACUGAGUGUAGCAUGUCCCAGUACCUUCAAGAGGUCCCUUGUGGUGUAUUUCGACGAGGAUGCGAAGCUGACAAAUGUCUACAAAAGGGACUUCUUCCUCCAUUUGUUUGAUAAGCUGUUGGUCCCCGAGUCUGGGAUGUUCAUGUACAACGACACCGAGACGCUGGCCUGGUUCCCUGCAAUGCCUAGAGUGGAGGAGAAGCGUUAUUUCCUGUUUGGGGUUCUGUGUGGGAUGGCCCUGUACAACAACAACAUGGUGCACCUCCCCUUCCCCAUGGCCUUCUUCAAGAAGCUGGUGAACAUCAAGCCCUCUUUAGAGGACCUGAGAGAGUUUAGCCCCAUUGAAGCAGGGAGUUUGCAGUACAUCUUGGAUUACCCUGAUGAUGAUGUUGAAAACAUGGACAUGACUUUCUCAGUGAUGUGGGGUGAUGUAGCGGUGGAACUUGAUCCCAAAGAAACUGGAAAACUUGUCACAAGUGCUAAUAAGAAGGAGUUUGUUGACACCUAUGUGAACUACAUCUUCAACCAGUCAGUAGAGGUGGUGUUUGAAGAGUUCAGGAAAGGCUUCUUCAAGGUGUGUGACAUGGACGUGGUGGAGUUAUUCCAGCCAGAGGAACUGAGGGGAGUGAUGGUGGGGAAGGAGAUUUUCGACUGGGAGACGCUGAAACAGAACACUGUGUAUGAAGGAGAGUACCAUGCUGGGCAUCCCAACAUCGUCACAUUCUGGGAGGUGUUUGAGGAACUGACAGAGGAUCAAAAGAAAGCAUUCCUGUUGUUCCUGACUGGCUGUGAUCGUGUGCCCAUCCUGGGUAUGAACCAGAUCAGGAUGAGGGUCCAAACCCUUCUCAACUCCUCCCAACAGCAUUUCCCAGAGGCGCUGACCUGUCACUCUCUGUUGCAGCUGCCCAUCUACCCCUCCAAAGAGACACUACAGAGCAGGCUUAUAGAAGCUGUUGGCCACAACAGAGGCUUCUGGAAUGAAUAAUGGGUGUAUAAUGUUGCUGCUGUAUAUACUCCUCUCCUGUGUUCAUCUUUUCAUUGUUCCAUAGUUGGGUUUAAGAUUUGGAUUGUUUUAAUGUAGGGUUGUGUUUCAAAUCCUAACUUGAGAUCUGUGCGGUACUAUGACAUUAUCAUAUUGCAUUCACCAAAUUUUAUUAAAACAUUUA
Salvelinus namaycush (lake trout) is the source of this 1262-nucleotide messenger RNA. RefSeq names its product E3 ISG15--protein ligase HERC5-like. The record is from RefSeq and is a predicted model, not a curated record. Lineage: Eukaryota; Metazoa; Chordata; Actinopteri; Salmoniformes; Salmonidae. The transcript is spliced from 8 exons. Bases 2 to 1081 code for a protein of 359 amino acids. Gene Ontology annotation, biological process: protein polyubiquitination. Gene Ontology annotation, molecular function: ubiquitin protein ligase activity.